Anthostomella pinea is the source of this 354-nucleotide messenger RNA. The record is from the annotation of a GenBank genome assembly. Lineage: Eukaryota; Fungi; Ascomycota; Sordariomycetes; Xylariales; Xylariaceae.
AUGCACCUCAGCAAGCCCACCUCCAUCACGCUCCUCGGCGCACUGUUCUCCUUCACCUCGGCCGCAACCCAAUCCCCGCCCCUUGACCGCCGCGCCGGCUGCGCCACCGUCAACUUCUACGGCGAGACCGGGGCCCUGGCCUACUACUUCGGUUGCUACAAGGUCGAUGACAUCUGGCGCUCAGGGGAUGCGCCCGACCCCAUAUCCUCAAUCGAAGUGGUUUCCGACGACGAUGUCUACUGCUCGUUCAACGUCACAGGCGCCGACUACCCCGAGUACUGCUCUCGGAGCAUCUAUAACGCCACGGAUAUGCACCCGGCGGGUAUUACUCACGCUGGGACGUGCAGAUACUAA